AUGAGCUCCGGCAAGAGAUCGCUGAAGGAGAUUCUCGAUUCUGAGUAUGUCGAGGACAGCGAUGGCGGUGAUGAACUGCAGCUGGAUGAAGAAAUGGCGGAGAUGGAGGAGGACGUGAACAACCCUGAGUUGUGUAAUGAAUGUAGGGAUAUGGCCACUGGGGUGAUUUGCAACGACUGUGAAGAAAACUUUUGUGUUGUUUGCUUCGAAAUGCUCCACAGGGGAGGCAAGAGAAGAAGCCAUGAGUACGUUAAGGUGGAUGACGAGGCUGCCGAUGGCAGCACUCCCAACAAUAGCCGAUCUGGGGUUCCUCCAGCUGAGAGUGAGGAAGAGCAGAGAAGGGAGUUUGAUAGAAAGAAUGGCACUCCAACAGGACAGCUUGAUGCCGGGACCUCCGAUCUUUCUUCGGGGACCCGAGGCACCGACUCAAUUGACGACAAGCUGUUGGCUAUCUUGAGGAAAAACGCUUUAUUUAUACCCAUGAGGCUUACUUACGAGGAGAGACAUCUUCUGCGAUUGCUUGAGGCGGCUCUACAGGUCUCAGAGUAUACUGAUCGUGUGGAUGUGCUAUCGUACAAAUCGAAGGCUAAAAGAAUCGUGGAACAGUUAAAGGAAAUUUGCUCUGUUCUAUCGGGUCUGGUGAUUGCCUCAAACAUGAAGGUCGGCAAGAAACUGUUAGAGAUGAAGAAUUUUAGUGACAACGCUAAAUGGUUCCAAGACGUCUUCGAGAUCGGCAGGCGUUACAAGAUCAUGAAUCCGGAAAGGAUGAGAGACACAUAUGGGAAACUGUGCUACAUGGUCAUGGAUUCCAGACUGCCUCAAAUCGAGGAUCAUAUGGAGUUUCACCUUUUCAAGCCGAUAAAAACCGUUCAUUCGUUUCUAGCUUCCAAAGGAGACGAUUCAGAGAAGGCAAAUAGAAUCUUCGAUGACAAACUUAUUCUCGUUGCGACGUCAAGCAUUUCCCCCACCGGUAAGACAAGGGUCCAAAUUAAUAGGCUCAUCAAGCAGAAGGAGAAUGCCAUCGAAACCUUGGCGUCUAGAUAUAGCGGCAAGCAUUGUUCCAAAGAUGAUAUUCGCCAAGUCUUAUAUUCGAUUGGAGAUUACAACGCCUACCUCAGUAUGAACAGACGCCCGAUCAUGAGGAUGCUCGAGCGGCUGGAGCUAUUCCGCCAGCCUGAAAUCGCGAAGAAAUACUCCAUCGGAAUCCAAUUUGGCAGAAAUGGUGCUCGUUUGACACACGACCACGACAGACAAUGGCAUUAUGUUCAGCAAUCCCUCACACUAUGGUCAAUCAUACAGCGAGAAAUGGUCCAUCUAUGGUAUCUUGCUGAUUCUGAUCUGUUUGAUGGAUCUCAAUACAGAUUGGCAUCCACCGGGCACGGUUUGAAUCGUAUAAAAGCGUCUCCUGCCAUCUAUAAAGAAAUGCAUAACAUAAUUUCGGAGUGCCGUUCCAAGACUAAGACGUGGGUCGGGUCUUCGGUAGUUCAUUUAGGUGACGACGCUGUUCCCAAUGCUCUUUUCUUCCUCGACAAGUACACUCAAGUUCCAUCAAUCCUCAUUCCUUUCGACCACACUCUGAUGAAGAUAAGCCAGCUUGUCGAGAACGAUGACUUACUACUGGAUUACAUCAAAAAAGAAUACGGUUCUGUCGAGGAUCUGAAACUGACGAUUUUACAGGAUGCGUUUGCCCAUAUGUUCGACGGAUCCGGUGCCGACAACUUUUACAUGAGCGGUUCGUGCAUUGACGGCAGAUUGACGUCUGCAUGGAACCACUGUAACCAAAUCGCCAAGAAGAAGUAUUACAACAUUUUCUUGCUCACUUCGUUCCAGGGCUUCAAUGGCUCUGAGGGAUUCUCCUCUUGA
Messenger RNA from Torulaspora globosa, 1863 nucleotides. RefSeq lists its product as uncharacterized. Gene Ontology annotation, molecular function: zinc ion binding. Lineage: Eukaryota; Fungi; Ascomycota; Saccharomycetes; Saccharomycetales; Saccharomycetaceae. The transcript has a single exon. Bases 1 to 1863 code for a protein of 620 amino acids. The record is from RefSeq and is a predicted model, not a curated record.